GCGGGUGUCCCCGCCCCUCGCGGCGCCGCCGGAAGUGACGGGCGCGACCGGGGGCGUGCCGCCGCGGCGCGGGCCGGGGCUCGCCAUGGCGGACGGGGUGCUGUUCAGGCGCGGCACCGGGCAGAGCGACGACUCGGACGUGUGGGACGACACGGCUCUCAUCAAGGCGUACGACAAGGCGGUGGCCUCCUUCAAGAACGCCUUGAAGAACGGCGAGUGUUCGGAGCCGUCGGGCAGGCAGGAGCAGCGCACGGGCCUGAAGAGGAGGAACAACAAAAAGAACAAAAACAGAAAGAAGAGCAGCCCAGCGCCUUCGAAACAGUGGAAGGUUGGUGACAGCUGUAACGCCAUUUGGUCGGAGGACGGCAAUGUGUACCUCGCGACUAUUGCUGCCAUCAACCAGAAGAGAGGCACCUGCGUUGUUACUUACAUGGGAUACGGAAAUCAGGAGGAGCAGAACCUGUCUGACCUACUUCUUCCAAACAGCGAUGAAACAAAUGAAGAUGAAACUCCACAUUCAACAGAUGAAAGUGAAAAAUCUUUCCAGUCAUAUCAAAACAAAAACAACUGCACGAAAGAAAGAUUCUCCCCUCAAAACCUACGUCUUCCCAUACCACCAGCAGCCCAAUGUCUGGGAUGGCCUGGAUCAAAAUUCAGAGCAUCUCCAUCAUUUUUAUCCUGCUGGCCCCCACCCUUCCCAGCAGGACCACCGUUGAUUCCUCCUCCACCACCUAUGAGGCCAGACUCUCCUGAGGAUGAUGAAGCAUUGGGAAGCAUGUUAAUAGCCUGGUACAUGAGUGGUUAUCACACUGGGUAUUACUUGGGUUUAAAACAAAGUCGAAUGGAAGCGGCACUGGAGAGGGAAACACAUGCAAAAUAACUGAAUAUUCAUCAGUGUGUUGAAGGAUUGUACAAAUCUUUCCCACUGAGAGGUGUGUAUCACUUGUGCAUUGACGGUUGAUGGUGAAGGUAAAAAUUUUCUCAAGACAAUUAAUCUCAACACUUUCUUAACAUUGAGCUUCCCCUGAUGACAAGUAAACAGAUAACUUGACACUAGUAAUUAUAUGUCCAUUGAAAUGAGCUAUUUCUUAAAGACCUCUAGUCAGAAGUAUUUAGAAAGCACUGCAUCAAUAAAGCAUUUUUUACCUCACUGAAA
Molecule: messenger RNA, 1156 nt
Organism: Tyto alba (common barn owl)
Lineage: Eukaryota; Metazoa; Chordata; Aves; Strigiformes; Tytonidae
Product: survival of motor neuron protein
Exons: 9
Coding region: 86-880 (264 amino acids)
Biological process (GO): mRNA processing
Cellular component (GO): nucleus; cytoplasm
Molecular function (GO): RNA binding
Source: RefSeq, a predicted model, not a curated record